AUGGAAAACAAACAUCUUUGUAUUGCCUGCAAAGAUUUGCCACCACCUCCUAGUGAAAGAGAAAAGUGUUUAUGUAUGCACUGUAGGCAAGAAUACCAUUUAAAAUGUUUGAAUAUGGAUAAGACUGCUUUCUUUAAAUUAGACGGUCAAACUAAAUCUAAAUGGAAAUGCCCAACUUGCUUUAAUGUAACAAAUCGACGCAAGGGAGAUAUUUCGAAUACACCAGUUAGAAAAUCAGUGCCAUUUAAUGAUUCAAUAAUGUCCUGCGACGACUCUCUUUCUGUUGAACACUCGGAAACUUCACUAGAUCCUAAACCAUCAACUUCUAUGUGCCCUUUUCUAGGACAAGAAGUUACAUUAGAGAGUAUAGCCAGACUUCUAGAUAUGAAACUCGAUGUUAAAUUAGAUGAAAAAUUUGAAUCACUCAAAAAAUCAUUCUAUGUUAAUAUGAAAUCAUUAAUCAAAACGGAGAUUGUUACAGCCAUUGAUCAAGUCAAAAUUGAAUUUACCGAAACUACAGACUUUCUACAUCAGGGGCAAAAAGAACUCAAGUCAAAUAUUGAAUCUGCUGAAAUAAAAGUCAAGGCACUAGAAAGAACAAAUGCCGAUCUAACAAACAAAAUGAGUAUACUGCAUCGUCGUUUGGAAUCCAUGGAAAAAAUUUCCCGCAGUCACAACGUGGAGAUUCAAGCAGUCCCCGAAAAACGGAAUGAAAAUAUUUUGACGAUUGUCAAAAAUAUUUACUCUACAGUAAAACUACCAACGACAGACGCUGAAAUUAGUAUGUGUCGAAGGGUUGCUAAAUUGCCGACCACAUCAGCCCAACGCCCGCGUAAUAUUUUGCUUUCGCUGCCUUCCAUUCGCCAUCGUGAUAAUCUUCUGUCGGCGGUCAAACGUUAUAAUAAGGCUAACCCUGGCAACACAUUAAGCUCUGUACAUUUAGGAAUUCAAGGGGACAUAUGCCCAAUUUAUGUUUCCGAACAUCUCUCUCCAGAAACCAAGGAGCUUUUUGCUUUGACACGGGCUACUGCUCGUGGAAAAUAUAAAUACGUGUGGGUCAAAUUCGGGAAUAUAUAUGUGAGAAAAGAUGAUAAUUCUUCAGCAGUACAUAUAAAAAACAAAGAUUGCUUGGCUAAAAUUAGUUAA
Messenger RNA from Parnassius apollo (apollo), 1146 nucleotides. Lineage: Eukaryota; Metazoa; Arthropoda; Insecta; Lepidoptera; Papilionidae. The record is from the annotation of a GenBank genome assembly.